This is a messenger RNA of Chlorella variabilis, 1764 nucleotides long. RefSeq names its product expressed protein. The transcript is spliced from 12 exons. The coding region runs from base 1 to 1764 and encodes 587 amino acids. The record is from RefSeq and is a predicted model, not a curated record. NCBI's taxonomy places the organism in Eukaryota, Viridiplantae, Chlorophyta, Trebouxiophyceae, Chlorellales, Chlorellaceae. Gene Ontology annotation, molecular function: protein binding.
AUGGGGGCCAACCUCUCAACGCCGGAGAAAAUUGCAAAGCUAUGCCGCAGCGGUGAUAGCGCAAACCUCCAGCUGCUGCUGACCGACCUGCAGCGCAACGAUUCCCAGUUCCGAGCCAACCGCGCUCGCUACAUCGAGGUCGCCGAUGAGCACGGCAACACGCCGCUCACGUUGGCGGCGGCGCGCGGCCACCUGCCCUGCGUCAAGCUGCUGCUUCAAUUCGGGGCCAACGUGCACCACGUCAACCAGAAGCCCGACGGCGGCAGCGCGCUGCACGAGGCGGUGGCCCACAAGCACGAGGCGGUGGUGGAGCUGCUGCUGAGGAGCGGCGCCAACCCGUUUGUGGAGAACUGCAAGGCGCCCCCCAGCCGGCAGCUCACCCACUGCGUGUUUCUGGCCUACAAGACGCUGGCCAACACGGCGCCCUCGUGCCGCGUGUGGCUGGACGGCGCGCGAGCGCGCGAGGUGUACAACCCCAAGGCCGAGGCCCGGCUGCAGCCCAGCGGCGGCGGCGGGCCGCGCGUGGCGCAGGCGGGCAUCACCCUGCACCGCAAGCACGAGCUGCCCUCGGGCGUGUACACCACGGGCGGGCAUGCAGGCGGCGGCAUGAACCCUCCCGAGGGCUACACUUUCUACCUGCGCCCCGACGACGGCAGGCAGAUGUCCAUCAAUGCCCUGGAUAAGCUGAUCCGUACCGUCAACAACCGCGGCUUCCCGGUGGAUGCAUCCCCCGCAAGCGGCGGUCCCGCGGCCGCGGCAGGAGCGGCGGCGGCGGGGCCCGCGGCCGCCGCCGCCCAGCAGCAGCAGCCGGCGGCGCGGCCGCAGCUGCCGCCGGCGCAGGCGGGACCGCUGUACAGCAGCCUAAUGGGGGUGGCGGCAGGGGCGACGGCGGCGAGCAUGGCCAACACGCCAGGAACGUGGAGCACACAGGAGGCGGCGCAGCAGGACGGCACCGAAUCAGAUGAGCAGAUUGCGCGGCGGCUGCAGCCCUGGCUGCUGGGCCUUGGUGCUGCCAACAUCUGCUGCCCUUUUGUGCCCGCCCUGUGUCGGCCCUGGGUGCAGGAGGAGUAUGAUGCUGAGCUGCCGCCGCCGGCGGUUGCCGCCCCCAGCGCGCCGCCGCCGGCCACUGCUGCGCCGCCUGCUGCCGACUACCUGACGGGGGGAGCUUUCUACCCGCAAGUGCACUUUGGGGAUGGGCAGGCGCACGCCGCCGGCCCGCCCGCGGCGCUGCAGCAGCACGACACGCUGCAGCACGCAGCCAGCGCGGCGUCGGCGGGCACGGCGGCCAGCUCCGCGCCCGAGACGCCCGCCGGCGUGGGCGUGGAGAACCUGCACUCCUUUGGCCGCCCCACCGCCCCCGCCCUGCUGGAUCUGGACUAUCCGGCGGGGCCGCUGGCGGCGGGCGUGGCCGGCGGCGGCGGCGCCUCCGCCCCCCCGCAGCACCUGCCGCUCAGCACCUCGGGCCGCCGCAUGUCGGCGCCGCGCCUGCAGGACGACGCCUGGCUGGCCGACGUACCCGCCGCGCCGCCCAGCCGGCCCGCCAGCGAGUCGGGGGCGGCGGCGGCGGCGGGCGCCGCCGACACAGACGACUCCUCCGUCUGCGUGUUCUGCAUGGAUGCCGCCGCCACCGCGGGCGUGCUGCACGGAGAGUCGGUGCACAGGUGCCUGUGCCGCGAGUGCGCCGUGCACCUGAAGGAGAGCAACGUGCAGCUGUGCCCCAUGUGCCGGGACCCGGUGGAGGCGUACAUCAUGCGCGUGUUCUGA